AUGGGAGCGAGCGUCUCAAAAGUAUUAAGCGCCGUUGCCUGUAUUCUCGUGGGCAUGAAUGUGGUAUACUUGGGUGUCCCUUUAACAUCUGGAGUUUCCAUUAAUGAAAUGCUGAUUGCAGCUGGUUUUAGUGCGUUUAUAGCUUGUUACUUUAAAAAGCUGACAUGGGUUGAAUUCUUAAAUCAGUCGAGUAUAGGUGCACUUUUGUCUUCGACUUCAGUUUUUGGAAGUAAUAUCGCUAGUUACACCAUAAAGAAAAUCUUUGAGAAGUGUGAAAAAUUAGCAAAUUCCCUGAAGCUUUCGAAACCAGCUAUAAUUACGUAUUUAAUUUUAGGGUCAGCAAUUAUAUUUGACAACUUAUUUAUUGAAGAGGAAUCAUACACAGAAACUUUAAAAGAAUUAUUUACGGUGUUUUUCUUUGGCACAAUAUUGUCUUUUGGUUUAUUAUAUGGAACUGAAGCAGCUUAUAAUAAAGUUAUCAAAUUUGUUGGAUAUUUAUGGCAAAAAACUGUAGAUAAAUUAAAAAACGAAACGAAUAUAAUCUCUUACGCGAACUUUUUAAAGAAUUGGCGCAGUAUUAAUUUCCUCGUUCUUCCUGCAGUUGAAACUGCAGAAAAUUUGGCUUCUCAAACGAUUAGUCAAAUAAUUAACAAUGACAAAUUAGAAAUAAAUCAUAAAGGAACUUUAUUAAUAUCUUCAUUAGAAACCACACUAAAUGCGAUUGCAAGGACUGCUAUCAGAUAUCGCGAUGAAAUUAGGGACGAUGAAAAUCUCUUUAGACUCACUGAACAAAAAGAAUUUGAAAUCCGAAAUGACAAUCCAAAUUCAACAGAUUCAGAUUCGAAGGAUAAGUCCCCUGCCGAUAAUAGUACUCAUAUUAUUAAAUCGCGUGCAUGGGAUAACGUAAGAAUUUACUCCACGAGAGAUGCAAUUGAAGCUUUUCGAUCUCAAUCUGAAAGAUACCUUUAUUCUAACGUCGCACAUGAACUUGGUGAUGGAGUUGGCCAAACUUCAGAGAAUGAAACUGAUCCUAAAUAUGUAUAUGCUUAUAAUACUCAUUCAAAUAGUAAUAAAGUAGCGACUUCUUCAUCGUCAUAUGGUAUUUCGACUAAUGAAAAUGUUCAAAGCCUUGACAAAAAAAAGAAAUCUCGAAUUACAAAUGAAUAUUCGGAUUUUUUUCAAUACAAUUUGUCUAGUCAAAGCAAUUUCUUCAAUUCGAUCGAUAAACUUAAUCUACCUGAAACAGUUAAUGAAUCAGACACAUAUUCAUCAGUUGAAAUUCAUCCAAUAAUUUGUUGGAAUGCAAUCGAACAAAUGUACAUCUUUUCCAAUCCAAAUGAAUGGCCUUCCUUUCCACAUAAGGCCAAAGUUGUAGGGUUCAUCGGGACAAAAAAGUCUGGACGUACUACAGCAAUUCAUAGUCUUUUAUUUGAAUUAGGAUACUCACUCACAGGAGAACAAAUAGCAAAAUCGUUAUUGCCAGUUGGUGUUAUGAUGUAUGUUUUGAAAAAGCAUAAUUUGAUAUUUCUGGACUGUUGUGAUGUUGCAGAUUCUGCCAUAAAUGAAGAUGGAAAUCCUCUUUCGGGAUCUCUACUUGAAUUUUUUACCUACAUGGCUUCCUGCCACUUAGUCAUACAUACUGCAAUUCCUAAAGAAACGAUUGGUGAACAGUCGAUAUUUUCGGAACUACUUGCUAACUAUGUUCAUGAAAAAGCAAAAUUGCUCUUAUUGUGGUCUAACGUUAUUCAAACAUAUGGACCAUCAAUGCUCACUGUUAUUGUUCGUGGUUCUAAGCAACAGUGCGAGGAAUUGGACCUAGUCAGACCUAAUUUAUUUUCUUCUCAGUCUGAGGAUCAGAUUGCAUUUACACAUGGGUUCCAAAACUCAAAAGAAUUUAUUUGGCAAUACAUUCCUGAAGAAAUGAUAACCACCCGAACUCUCGCAAAUGACAAUUUUGCCGUUCCUACAGCAAUUCUAGAACGUAUCAAAGAAACUGAUCUUCAUAUACUUUCUAUAUAUUCGCAAGCUAUCUUGGCGGGAGUUACUUAUGAAUCUGAUAUUGAAAAUAAAAAUUUGAUCCCUUUUUACAAUGGAAUUGAAGCAUAUUGGAAAUGUCUUUUUACAGAAAUCAUGUCAAAUAGUAUCCUUUCCCAAAGUGUUACUGAUGCUAUUAAUCAUGAAAUAAUCCAAUAUGCCGAUGUACAAACAGGCGGUUUAAUCCAAGAGUAUAUUGAUUCAGUAAAUCAGCUUGUAAAAAAUUCUGCUACCCAAGGCUCAGAAUUGGAAACAAAUUAUAAAGCACUAUGUGAAGACAUUAAGAAACGAAUAGAUAUUGAAAAUGAAAAGCCUAAUGAAGAUAAAGAUCCCGUUAUUGGUUUCAAAAUAAAUAUUGAAAUUGCAAAAUGCCUUCUUGAAAGUUCGAAAUCGGAAAAUAAUUUACAAAUAAAAGACAAUUUGAUAUCUUGGGGACUUCAUGGCUUAACACUGAUUCAUAAUCGUUCACCUAAGGCUAUUGAACAUACGUGGAUUAAACUAUGCAUUAAUACCUACAAUAUACUUGAUCUCUUGAAUACACCCAUUAUUUAUAAUGUUUACUGGCAUUGUUGGAAUUUCCUAUCCUUUGCCAGUUCUUGUGGUUUCAAAUUGGAAUUAAUUGAAUGGCAAAUCCUAAAGCGUGCAUCACAUUGUCUCAAAGCAACAACCGACAAAUCUCAAUUUCACUUUCAUGUUCUUGAUUGUCUUCUUAAUUUUCUUGAGGUAGAACCUUAUCUUCCGGUGAGAAUUCCUCCUCCAACUAGUGGUGAAAAUGAUCAAACAUCGUUACAAUUAGAUGAGCAAUUUUAUCGACUUAAACAAAUGACAUAUUAUGGAAUAACCGAAUAUUCAAAAAAAUGUGUUCAAGAAGCUGUAGAGCAACGAAAAUCAACCAAUAUGGAAAAAUAUUUGGAGGAAAUUAAAAAUAUUGUAGACAAGCAAUUGACGGUUUUAACCAGAAAUGAACCUUUUUCAGCACUAAAUGAAUAUCAACAAUUUGUUAUUGUCAGCACUGCUUUAACACGUCUUAAUACGGAUAUUGCUCUUUAUGUGUCUAGAUACAUAUUAGAUGAUAAAAAUAAACUUCUUAAACUAUUUUCGCCGGAUUUAUCUGGUGAUAUGUUAGGAGGUUAUCAUGAAACGAUUCGUAAUUAUAGAUGGUUGGCUUUACAAAGAAUUGCCAGCCUUGAAGACAAUGAAUGUACUAACAACCUUAUUAAAUGUGCCCUUCCCUGGAUUAUAAAUUUCUUAAAAAAAUUGCCGUAUGAUAGAGCAUCUAAAGAAAUUCAUUCGUAUGCAAUUCUUUUUGCAAACACUUUAAUUAUUGCCGAAAGCACCAUGCAAAAGCGUCAAAGAAACGCAGAACAAAGGAAAAAUAAUAAAGCCUCAUCCCUUAGACAAACAGCAACUAUAAACGAUAUAAACAAAAAAAGGGAAAGAAUAGAAAAUGAAGAAGCAUAUGGAGAAGUUCGCAUGGGACUACUCUCACAGAAAUGUUUCAAACCUGUAUUUCAAAAAUUAUUGCAUGAUUAUAAAUACAGUGAUCAAAAUAUAUAUCUUAAGUCAGAUAAUGUUCGACGUUAUGCACAAUAUAUUAAAAACUUAUUAUUUGCACCUCAUAAUUCACAAAUUCAAGCAUUAUCGCUUGAUCAGAUUUCUACUUCCGAGAAAAACACGCUUCGAUUAAUGACCUUUAAAAUGGUAGACCUUUGUGUAAAAAAUUUUUGGGAACAGCAUCCAGAAGUGAAGGAACGCGCCUCGUCAAGCCAAUUGUCGGUUAUCUAUAAUACACGUUCAUUGCUGGGGUUAUUAAAUCGAAUUUAUUGGAUAACAGCCGUGAAGAACAAAAAUGAAAAUAUUCGAGGAUCUUUUAUUAUUUUUGGAACAUCAACAAUUGCAACACCUGAACAAAAUAUUCAUUCACUUUCUUCCCCUAAUGAUUCAUCAGAAACUUUCGCUGACGAAAUGAUUCAACGUAUUGGUCUUAAUAAUUGGCAUAACCUUAUAUCUUUAACUUCUAUUUCACACACUCUAUCUAACUAUAUUACUAAAAUUGAUCCUGAUAAUUCAUUAAACAUUCGUGAGGCAGUAUUUGAUAUACGAGAUGAAGCGUUAACAGUUCUCUGGAAUCUUGCCGAAUGUAGUGGUAUUUCACUUGGAGUAUCAAAAAAAGUAAUGACCACUAUUGAUUUUCGAUCAGCAGAUGUGAUUGAUGGAUUUUCUAAUAUUUCAUCUUUUGAUGAAAAUGGAGUUAAUCGUGUUAAAUUCUUGGUUAAUCGUGUUAUUGGCAAAGUAAAUGCUAAGGAAGCCACAGAUCAAAUUGAAAUUACUACCCAAGAAUUAUCUAAUCGUUUUGUAAUUGGAAAAAACAGAGCUAUCGAAUAUAAAAAACGUGUAGAAAUUUCUGAAGAUAUUGAGAAGCAAAUAGAAGAACAAAGAUUGAAGCCAGACGUUCAAGCAGUGAAAGAAGCCAGAUUAAAGAAAUUUAGUAACAAUUGA
This is a messenger RNA of Racocetra persica, 4533 nucleotides long. Lineage: Eukaryota; Fungi; Glomeromycota; Glomeromycetes; Diversisporales; Gigasporaceae. The record is from the annotation of a GenBank genome assembly.